CUCGUCUCAAGGUGUUGCCAGCCAGAAUCGACCGAGGCAAACACAGUGGGAGUCGCAGCCAAAGCUCCCACCGAUGAGCGCAAGCCGAGGGGAUGGAGGGUACUAUGGGAGAACACCGAGCCGCAAUGCGCCACCAGGCAGUGUGCGGCGAUCGUCACAAUACAGCGGACGUGCUUCGGCAGCGGCCCUUGCACAGAUCAAUCAACCCAAAACGGAGAUGAGGCCCAUUCGUGACAAGCAAUGGAUAGCAAUGGCCGCUCAAACAGUGAUGGAUCACCUUAUCGAGAACCGAUUUCCCCUUCCAUUGGAGAGAAAAAUGUUUGAUCAAGGCCCAACGCUUAAACUCUUCCAAGCAAUGUUCAUGUUUUUGACGCACGACGUCCUCUAUCCUGGUUACGUGUUCGGCAAAGGCGGGAGAAAAUUCGAAGAGGAUGUGAUUACCCUAAUGAAGGAUUUGCGAUACCCACAUGCGGACCAGAUCAGUCGAACAGCGCUACAAGCGGCAGGUAGUGGCCACGCAUGGCCAGCGACCCUGGCGAUGCUCUAUUGGAUGGUCGAGCUGAGCCAGGCAAAAUUACAAUGGUUCAACCCCGAAAUGUGCGAUGACCCGAAUCUCACCCCGAUAGAGAAGCUCUCGCCGGAACAAUCCAACAUGCCCGAGCGGUACUUUAUCGAUUAUCUCAACCAAGCCUAUCGCGCCUUUUUGGAUGGGAGCGACGAUUUCUCCGACCUUGACCAGCAACUACGACAGUCUCUUGGUAAGGUAACAAUGCACCCGGUAUUUCAGGAGCUGACGUUCUCUGGCAUAGAGCAAAGCAAUGGUGCUGUCAUCCAAGAGACCGAACGGAAGGCAGGUCAGCUCAAGAAGACCGUGGCAGAGAUUGAGCAGAUAAUGUCUCAUGUCCGUGUUAUUCAAUCUCCGCGCAACGAAAGAGACCAGCUCGAGAAGGAACACGAGCUGCAGCUCGCCGACAGCGUCAAAUUUCAAAAAAUGAUUGAGCACAACAACCAGAAAAAGUCAAAACUGGAAGAUGCGCUUCAGGUCCUCAACGCGGCUAUUAGCGAAGCAGAGGAGCGACUUGUUGCGUUACGAACAGAACAUGGGGGCUUGCUCAAGGCUGUCGAAGAGCAAAAUCUCUCUCCUGAAGAGGCCACGCGGAUGACCACUGAGCGCGACACCCUUGCUCGGACACUUAAAGACCUUCAUGACCGUGUUGCAGAAGCAAGCAAGACUCAGUGGGAACGGGAAAUGGCGGUUGCAAAGCGAGGGAGUUCGAUGGAAGACGCAAUUCAGGAAUACAUGCAAGUCGUAUAUCGCGCCGGCCUUUUCCCCGAUGCUCCCAAACCCUUCGAUCAAAUACAAUUCGGUCUCGAUGUUAACUUGACCGCACCCCCAGCUGAAAUGCUUAACGCUGAUAUUCGCCAUUCCAUUCGUCCUGCAGUCACGCGUUUCGGCGAAGAGCGACGACUCGUUCGAACUCGUCUCGACGAUGAGCGGAUAGUCGUUGAGGACGAACUCGAUCGAUUAACUCAAUUUGUCGAGAACCAGAAGGAAGAAUUGGAAAAUCGAGAGGUCAGGCUAAAUCAGUUGCUUGAGCGUGCUGAUGAGAUCAGGGAGCACGCCGCAACAGAAACCGCUGAUAGCAACCUUGAGUCGGCGCGGCUGGAGCGCGAAGUCGCGAACAUUCGCACUGCUGCACAACAGAGUGCACUUGGAUUGGACUCGCGCUUGCAAGCUCUUGAGAUUGAAUAUGCUGAUCUCCAGCACAAGACCGCCAGAUUACGGGACGAGGUGCUGAAGGAGGUUGUCAACCACACCGAGGCAAUCGUCACGUUCCGGACACAAGUAUCCGCGAGCUUGGAUAGCCUUGCCUUGUAUGCGGAGAAUAACUGA
Messenger RNA from Dacryopinax primogenitus, 1894 nucleotides. RefSeq lists its product as uncharacterized. Lineage: Eukaryota; Fungi; Basidiomycota; Dacrymycetes; Dacrymycetales; Dacrymycetaceae. Bases 74 to 1894 code for a protein of 606 amino acids. The transcript has 6 exons. Gene Ontology annotation, biological process: attachment of mitotic spindle microtubules to kinetochore. Gene Ontology annotation, cellular component: Ndc80 complex. The record is from RefSeq and is a predicted model, not a curated record.